Messenger RNA from Bombus terrestris (buff-tailed bumblebee), 1343 nucleotides. RefSeq lists its product as uncharacterized. The coding region runs from base 352 to 774 and encodes 140 amino acids. The record is from RefSeq and is a predicted model, not a curated record. Lineage: Eukaryota; Metazoa; Arthropoda; Insecta; Hymenoptera; Apidae. The transcript is spliced from 2 exons.
CCUUGCCUUGAAGAUUCAACCAGAACGAGUCUGACCGUCGAACGGUGAAGACUAGAAGUUGCUUAUUAAGUUCGGUUCUCGUGACUUUGUAAGAAAGAUAGCGGCGAAUUUUCGAGAAAACUUGACAGAAAAGUGGAGGAAAACUCAUCGUAACAUAAAAAGAAUAAUUCUUCGAGGAACGCUGAGCGUAUGAAAACGAAGAAAACGGACCUGCACACCUUCGAAUUUAUCUGCAAAAUAGGAAAUUCGUCAAGACGUUCGAAUUUCUGAAGCGGAGAGCCGAGGAUCAGAACAAAAGUGUUUCCUUGCAAGUUGAUAAUCCGAUUUAUAAAAACAGAAGACGUCUUCGAGAUGCUGGUAGCUUCGAUUUGUCGCGAAGUUCACUUCACAGUGUUGUCCAGUACUACGAUGGCCUCGCGCGUACCACGUUGCCUGUUCGGUAAGCCGAAUUCAAGGGAAACCGUGGAAAUGCUACACGAGGCGCUCGAUGCGGAAAGAAGCAAAUUCGCAAAACGAUGGGGCGUCGAUCCUCGAUCCGAAGACAAGGAGAACAACUACCAGAGGAAACACAACGACAAGUACGAACAAUCGCCGAAAAAACGGAGCAAUCCGUACUCCAGACAAACCAGCAUGCACGAUUAUUGGCGAGCUCGAAAGGUAUGCGAGGUGAAUAAGAAGCCUCUUGCUUCAUCGGUAGAUGCUUCGAAGCAACAAAACGAAGCGUCGAAGACGUCGAAGACGAUGAAAUCAUCGAAAAAGGCGGCACAAAACUGAGAAAACGAGCUUGUAUUUAAUUGCAGCUACUUCAUCGUGACGAGAGCGUCGCGGAUCCUGUAUAUUUAUUUGUCAUCGCUCUUCCCUGAUACCGUCGUCAUUGUAAAUUAACUGAUCGUCGACGUUGUCCUCGUUAGUAUUAAUUGCCAAUUGUUAAGCAUGUUAUUUCUGUAAAUAAUUCGUCGGGUGAUAUAUAUGGAGGUUUGGAUGAGCUCGCCAUGGUAGAUGUUUUGACUUAGACGAGAUAGAAAAAUUCUUUCGUCGUAGUCAAAACACAAGAUUAUCGUUAAUGGAGAUAUAAUGACGUCUGUAAUGACAAACGUUCUUUAACUCAAUCGCAGAGUGAGCCAUCGAAAGCCUGAUUCGGUUGAUUCUUCGAUGAAUCAACAAUGCAGCGCCUCCAAAGAAUAACUGAAUAUGAAAGAGUUGAAAACUCCAUGUUGUUUGAUCUCGUCUUCCGAGAUACUGAAGUCCUAACUAUAUCUGAAUAAUUAAAAAUAUAAAAAACUCUAGUCAUCUAGUCAUUUAAGGAAAAUUAAAUAAUAAACGAUCGUGCUUUCGUACAUUUC